AUAUUCAUUUACAAAAAAAAAAUCGGCUUACAAAAACAUUGAAAAGAAUUUUUGAAAAUGAAUUUCGAUAAACUUGUUGAUUCUUCUCUCAAAGUUGUCCCUAAAAGACUUUCAUUUGAUUUCUUAAACAUGUCAAAUACUUCUGAUAAUGAAAAAGCAUCUAAAAAGCGUAGGUUCUCAGAGUUAGAAAACAAUAAACAACAGAUGAACUUAUCUCAAAGUUCUACAUUUUUAAAUCCAAAUGAAACUGAAAGAAACGAGACUUUAAACAGUAGUACAGGAUCAUUGUGUGGCUCAUGGGAAGCAAAGUUGCUUAAAGGUGAUUUGGUUGAAGCACAAUCAAGGAUAACACAGCUUAAGAAGGAAAUUCAACAUCAGGAGACGAUUCAAGCUGAAAUGGAAUUAAAGUUUACCGCAAAAGAAAAAGCUCUUGAAAAUGAGAAAAAUCAAUUGCAAUGUAAGGCCGAUGAGCUUUUAAAAAUCCUUAAGAGAAACCGUAAGAAUGAGAGUCACUUAAAAGAAGAAGUUUGUGGAUUAAAGAAUCAAUUGUGUCUCAACAAACAAAAUUUUGAUCGAAAACUUUUCAGUAUUCAAACAGAAAACUCGAGUUUGAAGGAAAAUCUCAGUUUUGAUGUAAAUGACUUGAACAAUGAAAUAAGUCAAUUAAAGCGACAAAAUACAGAAUUGUCUUCGAAAUUAGUAUCAUCAGAAGAGGAAUGUAAAGCUUUAAGCAUUCAAAAUGAACGAUUAAAAACUCAAGUUGAAGACUUAAAUACAAUGAGAAAUGAUUAUGAAAAAGAAAAAAAUGAUCAUUUCAAUAUUCAAAUGAAGGUCAAGGAACUUGAAUAUGAAAUUAGUGGCUAUGGAAAUUGGAAAAGUCUUUCAAAAGCUUUGCAAUCACAAGCACAGAAUGUUUCAGAAAUGGAAAAAGAAUUGAAAUAUUUACGACAUACUAACAACAAUCUCCAAGAAUCGUUAGGCAAUAAAUUGUUGUUGGAAGAACAAGUACAUGAUUUGGCGACUCGUUUAAAACGCUACGAUGAUGAAAGUAACCAUCAAACAACUAUGAAAAUUGAGGUUGAGACUUUAGAAAAGGAACUGAAAGAAUGGAAGAAACUUGCAUCAGAUUUCUCUGAACAAAAUUCUUCCAUAAAUCCAAUAAAUCUUCGCUCAUAUAUUGAAAAUCAUCUUCAUCGUAAUCUCCUUCUCAUGAGUGAAAAAUCCAAUCAAUCUUCAGAGAAAUCAUCACUUCAAACUGAACUGGAGGAUAUAAAAAAUAAAAAUCAAACACUAACAACUCAAAUCGAAUCAUUGAGAAAGUCACUUAAAAGCCAUCAAUCAGUUCUGGCCAAAUUACAAAAGAAACUUCUUUUAGUCACAACUGAACGAGACUCGCAAAGACAACUUUUGGAUAGUUAUGAAAGGGAUUUGACAAUUUCUCAAACCAGCACUUCUAACAGUGCCAGUGCUGAAAGUCAACAAAAUCGAAUUCGAAAUGAAAUGCUUGAGAAAACAGUGAAUGGAUAUAAAGAGUUGUGUGCAAAACUUGAAGCAGAGUUAGCAGAAGUAAGACGACAAACUGGUGGACAGCUUGUUAAAGUUUCAACAACAUCAUCAUCUGAUCAAUAUGAUGCAUUGCGGAAUGACUUGGAUUCAUUUAGAUCUGAAAAUGAGAAGCUUAAAAAGCGGAAAAAUGAAUUGGAAAUUGAAAUUGAAAAUAUGCUUUUACGUCAAAAUGUUAUGGGCAACGAUAAUCGUUUUAAAGUUGUUCAUUUUAAGCAAAAUCCAUCUUCAAUUGCACAGGAAGAGAACGUCAAUGAUGUCGCUAAACUGAAGGCAGAAAUUGAAAGAUUAAAAAUUCGUAACAAGAAAUUAGAAGCUGGCAAUGAAGAUUUAACUACACGUGUUAACGAAACUAUGAGUAUGACGUUAAACAUCAAAGAGUUCCAAAAUUUGCGAGAAGAGUACAAAACUUUAGAAGCAAAAUAUAAAGAGAACGAGAAAGUGUUCACAAAUGUCAAUCAAGAACUUCGUGAGGUCAUUUAUAUGCUUUUUGGAUACAAACUCGAUCGUUAUGGUCACAGCAACUAUCGAAUUACGAGCAUGUACGCUGAUCACGAGAAUGACGAGUUGAUGUUCCAAUUAAAUUCUCAAGGAACACUUGACAUGUUAGAAACUGAAUAUAGUAAGACACUCGACACGUUGAUGGACAACUAUUUACGUAGUGCUACAGGAUCACUUCCUGCAUUCACCAGCGCACUCACAUUAGAUUUGGUACUUAAAAUGACAAUGACAUCAACAUAAUAAACGAAAAAUGUUUGAUAAGCUGUCAAACUUGCUACUUUCCUUGAAUUUAUCUUUAUGUAUGAAAUCACACUUUCAAACAACAAUUUAUUUUAAUAAAACAAAUUUUUUGCCUACCCC
Messenger RNA from Clunio marinus, 2424 nucleotides. NCBI's taxonomy places the organism in Eukaryota, Metazoa, Arthropoda, Insecta, Diptera, Chironomidae. The record is from the annotation of a GenBank genome assembly.